AUGGCUUUUAUCGGUAAAAGCAGCCGCAUUGGCGAGUUUAGCAUUGUCGGGGAGGAUGUAUUCAUUGGAGACAGCACCACAAUCGGCGCCAAUGUGACGCUGCAGAACUGCACGAUUGGAAACCAUGUGGUCGUUCAUCCGGGAGUUCGAAUCGGCCAGGACGGAUUCGGAUUCAUGCUAGAUACUAGUGGCAAGCACGCCAAGAAGCCCCAGGAGCUGCGGGUGGAGAUCCACGAUCACGUCGAGAUCGGUGCAAACUCAACGGUUGACCGAGGAAGUUGGCGCAACACGGUGGUCGGCAAAGGCUGCAAACUCGACAACCUGAUCCAAAUUGGUCACAACGUGCAGCUUGGAACGGGCUGCGUCAUCGCAGCGCAGACGGGCAUUGCCGGCAGUACAACGCUGGGCAACAACGUGCACAUUGGCGGACAGGUGGGCGUGGCGCAGCAUUUGAAGAUUGGAGACAACGUCCGGAUCGCUGCAAAGAGCGGCGUCAUGAAUGACCUCGAGCCGAAUGCCACUUAUGGUGGAAGUCCAGCGGUUCCGAUCAUGGAGUAUCGCCGUCAAAUGGCGCAUUUGAGGCGUCUCGGCAAAAAGAUUGCGGACUGA
Molecule: messenger RNA, 609 nt
Organism: Phytophthora infestans T30-4
Lineage: Eukaryota; Oomycota; Peronosporomycetes; Peronosporales; Peronosporaceae
Product: UDP-3-O-[3-hydroxymyristoyl] glucosamine N-acyltransferase
Exons: 5
Coding region: 1-609 (202 amino acids)
Biological process (GO): lipid A biosynthetic process
Source: RefSeq, a predicted model, not a curated record